Messenger RNA from Sipha flava (yellow sugarcane aphid), 1681 nucleotides. RefSeq names its product multiple inositol polyphosphate phosphatase 1-like. Lineage: Eukaryota; Metazoa; Arthropoda; Insecta; Hemiptera; Aphididae. The transcript is spliced from 10 exons. The record is from RefSeq and is a predicted model, not a curated record. The coding region runs from base 185 to 1579 and encodes 464 amino acids. Gene Ontology annotation, molecular function: inositol phosphate phosphatase activity; acid phosphatase activity.
CUACGGAACCAGUCUCGUUUUGUUCGCAUUCAUCUCGCCAUGGAUGAUACGUACUGAACCAAAGUUAACUAUAAUACAAAAAUAUCGUUGUCGUCGUUAUUGUUAUUAUUUCGUGGUGAUGAUGUUCACGUAAGACACUGCUUAAAACAUACCAGCGUUGUAAGACGAUUACGACGACGACAAGAUGAAGGGUCAACCGUCAGGGUUACUGCUGUUGCUAGCGCUCCUGUUCACUCCGUCCAUGGGCCAAUUGUGCUAUGAACCAACCGAGUCGGAUCCGUACCUGUAUUUUUCGCACAAGACUGCCUAUCAGCUGAUAUACAACUCCAAAUUCAAACCGGUACCCUAUUGCCGUCCGACUUUCAUGUGGAUGUAUAUUAGGCAUGGCACAAGUUAUCCGAAUACCAAUGAGUCUCUAGCUAUUCGUCAGUUGCAUCUAUUUAAGGAUAGAGUGAUAAAAAACCACGAAGAACGUGGAAACGGACAUUUAUGUAAAAACGUACUAGACAGUCUAAAACGAUGGGAAUUUGAAGUUAAUCCUACUUCGGAAGACGAUAUUUCACCGCAGGGAAGAAUGGACAUGAACUUAAUGGCGAAAAGAACCAAAGACAAAAUGAGUGAAGUUUUUGUGAAAGAAAUCAAUCAAAAUACAUUUAAAAUUUAUUCUAAUGAAGAUCGAAAAGUUAUGAAUAGCGCUGAAGAAUUUUCUAAAGCCAUGUUCGGAGAAGGUUUUAAGAGUAAAGUCCAGAUCGAAAAAGUCGAAAACAAUUCAACUUUCAUUGGGUUGGAAAGCUGUCCUAAAUGGACGAAUGAGAUUCGAAAUUCCGAAGCUUCACUGUUUCGCAAGACACCCGAAUACUUGAACUUGGUGAGCCAAAUAAGUAAAAGGCUAGGUUUUCUAGACAAUAUAACUGAUGAUAUAAUAUAUGCAAUGUACGAAUCAUGUCGGUACAACAAGGCGUUGGUACUCAAAUCUUAUCCGGUGUGGUGUGGCUUGUUCACUAGACAAGAACUACAACUUCUAGAGUAUCACGAGGAUUUGGACUAUUACUAUAAAUACGGAUACGGCUCCGACAUAAACUCAAAGGUGGGAUGUCCUAUCAUUCGAGAACUAAUAGAAUAUUUAAAUGCUGUGGCAAAAGACGAUGUCGAAAGACCUUCGGCUGUGUUUAGAUUCGGUACCUCUGCUGGACUGUUAACCACGUUGUUGGCGUUGGGCGUGGCGAAAGACUCAGUUCCACUGACCCAUUCUAAUUACCAUUCUCAGUAUCGUCGUCAGUGGAGAAUGUCACAAGUGGAUCCGUUUUCCGCAAAUUUGGCUGCCGUGUUUUACAAGUGCGACCAGGGCGACGAAGAGAACAAAGUGAUGUUCUACUUGAACGAGGGCGUGUACGACUACCAGGGCUGCAACGUUGGGCUGUGCUCGUGGAAAUUUAUUGAAGACAGAUUCAAAGAGUACCUCGGGCCGGACGGCUGCAGUGAAGUAUGUCACGACCAGAGCAAAGCGUCCAGUAUCCAGAGCGUCGUUUUCAUCACCGCGUUGCUUUCAAUCAUCGUACUAGCGUUUGCGCACGUUUGAGUUGCAAUGCGAUUUUAUUUUUAUUUGGCUGUGUCAUAAUCAUUGUAUACUAUGUUUACGUAUUUAAGACUUAAAAAAAUAGAAAAAGGAAAACAAAAACGA